Messenger RNA from Gossypium raimondii (Peruvian cotton), 1289 nucleotides. RefSeq names its product pre-mRNA-splicing factor cwc-21. Lineage: Eukaryota; Viridiplantae; Streptophyta; Magnoliopsida; Malvales; Malvaceae. The coding region runs from base 161 to 685 and encodes 174 amino acids. The transcript is spliced from 2 exons. The record is from RefSeq and is a predicted model, not a curated record.
UCUCCGUGAGUUUCCUUUCUUUUUCGUUUGAAUUUCUCUGUUUCUGAUUUCCAUUGGUAAAACUAGCAAUUGCAGGUUGUUGAUUUUUUUCUUAAUCGUAAAAUUGAAAAAAAAGAAAUCGCAGAAGAUUUGAGAUAGUGUUUUGAAAAGAAAUCCCUAAAUGUACAACGGAAUCGGACUGACCACCCCUAGGGGGUCAGGCACCAAUGGUUACAUUCAGAGCAACAAAUUCUUUGUAAAGGCGAAGACGAAUUGGGUAACCCAUUCCACCAAGCCUUUCGAGGCAGAUCAAGGCACCGCAGGUCUCACCACCAGGAAACCUGACAAGGAAAUCCUCGAGCAUGAUCGCAAGCGUCAGAUUGAGCUCAAGCUCCUGAUUUUGGAGGAUAAACUCGCCGAACAAGGUUACACUGAAUCUGAGAUCGCUGAUAAGCUUGUCGAAGCUAGGGAGGCUCUCGAAGAUGCUCAACAAGAGAAAGACGAAGAAGAAGGAGAAGUUAUACCAAUCCCUACUCGCCAGCAAAAGGUUUUGGAUACACAGACCCACCAAAUUGCUGCAAGGAAGGAGGAGCAGAUGGAGACCUUUAGGGCUGCUCUUAGGAUUGGAGCUUCUGAAUCUGGGCUUCCUCCUCUGCCAAAUCCUCGAAAGAACAUCGAUUUUGAUCAAUGCAGACAAGAAACAUGAGGUAACCAUUGGUGUAGGUACCCUAUGAGCCUGAGCCAUAUGACACUUUUCUAAAAGUUCCUUGGUAUAGAUACAACCUUUGAUCGGUGCAGACAAGAAACAUGAGCUAGCCUGAGUUUGUGGUUGAGGGUUUGAUGCGUCUUUUCCUUCAACACUUCUUUUAAAUAAUUUUUACCCUAGCCAUCUGAAUGUGAGCAGUCGAGUAGAAAUGACUUGUGGGAAAUAUGAAUCGUUAAGGGCCAUUGAUCGUCGCCACAGUCAUCACACCUUUUCUCCCUCCUGAUUUGGAGAGAGAAACGUGAAUCGACAAGCUUUUGCGUUUGGAUGCCUUCCAAACCCAUCAAGUUAUUCAAGCUUGACACACACCAAUAGAGGAUCUCAAGUGCUCGAACCUAGUUGCAUCCAACUGGUUGAUAUUGUGUAGACACAAACUUAAGCUCAACAACAUCAUUCUCAGUCAAUCCCCUUAUAAAAUCACGUCUGAUAUCUAUAUGUUUAGUCCUCCAAUGAUACAUUAGAUUCUUGGAAAUGUUAAUGGCAUUUGUAUUAUCACACAAUGCAGUAGCCAUGUCCAAUUCAACACCAAAAUCCAGCUUCUAUAGUU